Nomia melanderi (Alkali bee) is the source of this 2143-nucleotide messenger RNA. Its product is annotated as succinyl-CoA:acetate/propanoyl-CoA:succinate CoA transferase. Gene Ontology annotation, cellular component: mitochondrion. Gene Ontology annotation, biological process: acetate metabolic process. Lineage: Eukaryota; Metazoa; Arthropoda; Insecta; Hymenoptera; Halictidae. The record is from RefSeq and is a predicted model, not a curated record. Gene Ontology annotation, molecular function: acetate CoA-transferase activity.
UCGGUGUAGUGGCACUGCUUUCAGAUACAGAGCUACUCCCGACAAUUUCGCGCCGAAGAGGCGCGACUGUACUGUGAGACACGGUGGCGGCUGGUUCGAGGAUAUACGUGCGGUUCGAUAAAAUACAAUUCCGCUAAAAUUUCGCUCUAAAUCCCACGGUCUCGUUGAUCCGCGACUUUGCCGCGUUCCACGGAAAUUUGCUCCCGAACAGCUUUAUCAUCGUUCCAUUCGGCACUGUGUCCUCGCGUUACAGUGACAGAAGAUCACAGUGCAUCUGAACCAUGGCGGCCCUAAAGAGAAUAACCACCCUCUCGAAAACACUGAACACAUUGACUGCCAGCACUCGUGCUUGCAGCUUCCAAGCCACGAAGAAAAGUUAUUUCACCUACGUGAACGAGCCUUCCAUGCCAAUACCGGACAAGCAACCUUGCUGGGUCAAGACUGCCGACGAGGCUAUCGAACAAGCAGAACUAGAUUCAGAUCAAGUGGUAUUUGUUCAGGGAGCAGCGGCGACACCCGUCGAACUCCUAAGGGCUAUGACUGAUUAUGGUGUACGGUGCGAUGUGAGGAAUGUUAGAUUAUAUCAUAUGCACCUCGAAGGCCCUGCACCGUUCGCCAAGCCAGAAAAUGCAAAACAUUUCAGGUCGGUGAGCCUGUUCAUCGGAGGCAACGUGCGAGCGGCCGUCCAAGCGGGAACCGCCGAUUGCGUGCCGAUCUUUCUCCACGAGAUUCCACGGUUGUUCAAGGAAGGUCACAUCAAGCCGGACAUCGCGCUGGUCCACGUCAGCCCCCCGGACGACAAAGGAUUCUGCUCGUUCGGCACCAGCGUGGACUGCGUCAGGUCCGCCGUGAGCCAUAGCAAAUACAUCGUAGCGCUGGUGAACAAGCACAUGCCCAGGACGUUCGGCGACGCCAUCAUUCACGUGAGUCACCUGGACUUCGCCGUGGAGCACCACAAGCCGCUUCCGGUCCACCCGGUGAAGCCGCCGUCUAAGGAAGAGCAACAGAUCGGUAAAAACAUCGCCGAGAACCUAGUGGUGGACGGGGCUACUUUGCAAAUGGGCAUCGGCAGCAUACCGGACGCGGUGCUGUCGGAACUCAAGAACCACAAGGACCUCGGGAUUCACAGCGAGAUGUUCAGCGACGGCGUGGUCGACCUCGUGAACAGGGGCUGCAUCACGAACAACAGGAAGACGAUGCACAGAGGCCGAAUCGUCGGCUCCUUCUGCGUCGGCUCUGAAAAAUUGUAUGACUUUAUGCACAAUAAUCCUUUCAUUGAAAUGUUGGUGGUGGACUAUGUAAACGACCCCAAGGUGAUAGCUAAACAGCCGAACAUGACAGCCAUCAACUCGUGCAUCGAGGUUGACAUCACUGGGCAAAUCUGCUCUGACAGUAUCGGGACAAGGAUGUACUCCGGCUUUGGAGGGCAGCUGGAUUUCAUCACUGGAGCAGCGAUCAGCGACGACCGUUGCGGCAAGCCUAUCAUAGCUUUGCAAUCCGUCACCGGCAAGGGCGAGAGCAAGAUUUCACCGGUUUUAAAAUUAGGUGCCGGCGUCGUCACGAACAGAGCAGUCGCUCGGUACGUCGUCACGGAACACGGGAUUGCCAGUUUGUUCGGCAAAAGUCUUCAGCAGCGUGCGUACGAACUGAUCCAGGUCGCCCAUCCCGAUCACAGAGAGGCUCUCGAGAAGGCAGCGUUCGAACGCUUAAAAGUCAUGCCAGCGCCAUAAACGUUUCCACGGAAGCGACACCGAAAGACUUUUCUAAUAGCAUUUCGCGAUAUUUGCCGUUACCCGCACGCAUAAAUACUUAUCCGUGUCGGAACAAACAUUAUACAUUCUUAACUUCGUGUAAUUUACGCCUCCCUGCCCAGUGUAAGAGUAAUUUACAGAAUACCGGGGAAUAAUCUAUAACGUACAUAAGUAGAUACAUUUUGAAUAAACACGAGAAGGCCUCUUGUUCUCGGAUAGGCGAGGAAGCAUUAAGGUCCUUGAAGGAACACGGAAAAGCUUUUAUUUUAAACGAGUAUUUCACGUUGGCUGGGCAGAGAACGUUGUAUAAUGACGACAGAUAAUUUUUAUAUGAAAUUUUAAAGAGGUUCCUUUAUGUAAUGCAAUCACUGUAACGACUAAAGACCGCGUCG